UGAUUGCCAACCGCUGUUAAAACCCAAGAAGAAGAAGCAGCAGCAGCAGUGACAUAAGACACAACACUGUGGGGGUAAACAUGGCGACUGUCAGACCUCUGGGAAGAAUUGCUAGACUAGGCUCCAGCAUCUGCAGGAACCAUCGUUUCUUUUUAAACAGAAGCCCACAGAGACGAGGAAUAGCUUCUUGUGUCGACCCUGCUCAUGGACUCACAGAUGAACAGAGAGAGUUUCAAAAAGUGGCCUUUGAUUUUGCAGCCAAUGAAAUGGCUCCACACAUGGCAGAGUGGGACCAGAAGGAAAUUUUCCCAGUAGAGACCAUGCGAAAGGCAGCCCAGCUGGGGUUUGGUGGGAUCUACGUACAGCCGGAUGUCGGAGGGUCGGGUCUUUCUCGGCUGGACACGUCCGUCAUCUUCGAGGCCUUGUCCACGGGCUGUGUCAGCACCACAGCUUACAUCAGUAUCCACAACAUGUGUGCCUGGAUGAUCGACACCUUUGGCAAUACAGAGCAGAGGGAGAAGUUCUGUCCCGAACUCUGUUCGAUGGAAAAGUUUGCUUCCUAUUGUCUCACUGAACCAGGCAGCGGCAGUGAUGCUGCUUCACUUCUGACCACUGCACAGCUGAAAGGUGACCAUUACAUCUUGAACGGUUCGAAGGCCUUCAUCAGCGGAGGAGGAGACACAGACGUCUACGUUGUGAUGUGCAGAACGGGGGGUAAAGGACCAAAAGGCAUCUCUUGUUUGGUGGUAGAGAAAGGAACCCCAGGCCUCAAUUUUGGCAAAAAAGAAAAGAAGAUGGGUUGGAACUCUCAGCCGACCAGGGCGGUGAUAUUUGAGGACUGUGCCGUUCCAGUGACCAACCGGCUUGGUGAGGAAGGACAAGGAUUCAACAUAGCGAUGAAAGGCCUGAAUGGAGGCAGAAUUAAUAUUGCAUCCUGUUCUCUUGGGGCGGCACAUGCCAGUGUACAGCUAGCCAGGGAUCAUCUGUUAGUACGCAAGCAGUUUGGAGAGACACUCUCCAACAACCAGUUUCUUCAGUUUAAACUGGCAGAAAUGGCCACCAAGUUGGUCGCGUCUCGCCUUCUGGUGCGUGAAGCCGCGACGGCGCUGCAGGAGAACCGGCCCGACGCAGUUUCUCUCUGCUCCAUGGCCAAACUCUUUGCCACAGAUGAGUGCUUUAAUAUCUGCAACCAGGCUCUUCAGAUGCACGGUGGGUACGGCUACCUCAAAGACUACGCAGUGCAGCAGUUUGUCCGAGACAUCAGAGUACAUCAGAUUCUAGAGGGCACAAAUGAAGUGAUGAGGAUGAUCAUUUCCCGAAAUCUGCUGACCGAGUCAUCAUAAGCCUCUUGCCCUGGAUCUUUGAGUGACUUCAGUAGUGACCACAGUGUUCAUCUCCGCGUUGUUAGGGUGUGACUGGUUUCCUGAAAGGCCCUCCGCAUCAUAGCUUUUCUAAAAACGUCAAAAGGUUAUUGGAGGAUUAAACGGUUAUUUUUAUUUAAUAUUGGUCCCUUUGUUAUUUUUAGCUACACUGGCAGCAAGGCUGUAGGGAUGACAAUGUUGAGUCAUCAGUUUGCCUCUAGAGUGAAAUCUCCGUAACAACUGUGCAGAUUUCCAAGAAGAUUUGGUACAUUCGUGGUUUAGAGGAUGAAUCCAAAUGACGUUGGCAAUCGCCUGCUUACUUCUUAUGACGUGCCACCUGCAGGAUAGAUUUUCCACAUGUCCAACACUACUUCUUAAAAUAUUGACAGAAUUUCAGGCUAUACUUUGAGCUAAAUGCUAAUAUAGCAUGUUAAAAUGCUAAAUAUUAGCAUGUUACAUUUUUUACUCAAAGCACAGCUUAACAGAAGUAUACUUUAGGGGCCUGACUAUGAGGCUAGCACAGCUAAAAAGCUCAUUUAGUUUUGGUAAUUAGUGAAGCAUAUUCUCUGUCACCACCUCCAGCAGAGGUAAUAAGCUAAGUUUAGAUUUUUCAUCUAAACUUUAGAUUGUAUUUAUAGUCCAGGUUACUGUAUUGUUACGCUACAUGCAGUGUACUGCCACAGAUCAAAAAGUAAAUGGGUUGUGUACUGAAAUUGCAAAUUAUGUCUGAUCACACUCCAAAUAAAAUGAUCUCAGCUUUCAUAAAAGAAA
Molecule: messenger RNA, 2132 nt
Organism: Perca fluviatilis (European perch)
Lineage: Eukaryota; Metazoa; Chordata; Actinopteri; Perciformes; Percidae
Gene: acad8
Product: acyl-CoA dehydrogenase family, member 8
Exons: 11
Coding region: 81-1343 (420 amino acids)
Biological process (GO): lipid metabolic process
Molecular function (GO): acyl-CoA dehydrogenase activity; flavin adenine dinucleotide binding
Source: RefSeq, a predicted model, not a curated record